Mus caroli (Ryukyu mouse) is the source of this 4252-nucleotide messenger RNA. RefSeq names its product cysteine rich hydrophobic domain 1 (gene Chic1). The record is from RefSeq and is a predicted model, not a curated record. NCBI's taxonomy places the organism in Eukaryota, Metazoa, Chordata, Mammalia, Rodentia, Muridae.
GCGCCAUCUACCCAACACGCAGGCGCGUCUCCUCAAGCGCUUUCCCCGCCCCCUCCUCUUUCUCUUCAGUCCGUUCCCCCUCCUCUCCCAGCAGCUCCGCAGGUUCAAACUCUUCUCCGGGAGAGUGGCGGCGAUCGCGCGGUCACGUGAUGAGCAUCCUGCUGCCCAACAUGGCGGAGUUCGACACCAUCUCGGAAUUGGAGGAAGAAGAAGAGGCAGCAACAUCGUCGUCGUCUCCGUCGUCGUCUCCAUCGUCGUCGUCGUCGUCGUCCGUAUCUGGGCCCGAUGAGGACGAGGAAGAUGAGGAGGAGGAAGAAGAGGAGGAUGAAGAGGAGGAGGACGAGGAAGAAGAGGAGGAGGAGGUGCCGCCCCCGCCUCGGGUAGUGAGCGAGGAGCAUCUGCGGAGAUAUGCCCCAGACCCUGUGUUGGUGCGCGGCGCCGGCCACAUCACUGUGUUUGGAUUGAGCAACAAGUUUGAUACCGAAUUUCCGUCAGUUCUGACAGGGAAGGUGGCUCCAGAAGAAUUUAAGACCAGCAUUGGCCGUGUGAACUCAUGCUUGAAAAAGGCUCUCCCUGUCAAUGUGAAAUGGCUGCUGUGUGGAUGUCUCUGCUGCUGCUGUACCCUGGGGUGCAGCCUGUGGCCCGUUAUUUGUCUCAACAAAAGAACCAGAAGAUCGAUUCAGAAGUUACUAGAAUGGGAAAAUAACAGAUUAUACCACAAGCUUGCUCUGCACUGGAAACUGACUAAAAGGAAAUGUGAAACUAGCAAUAUGAUGGAGUAUGUGAUACUAAUAGAAUUCUUACCAAAAUACCCCAUAUUCCGACCCGACUGAGGAGUUUUCUUCAGUCUCUUCUGUGUUAUCUGUCAUUUCCUACCCUUAGUGCCUUGUAGCUGAUCUUGGAAUGGAGACAGUCUCCUUCGCUGUGUUCAGUUUAUUCUUUACAACAGUAGACUAGUCUUCUCACUCUUUUAUUUGUGUUAAUUUAAGAAAAUUUGCACAUCUUUUUUGUUAUUAAAUGAGGCUUGUGUUUUGCACUAUCAAUUUUUAAAUAAAUGCAAACAUAUACCCGUAUUUAUCGUUAACACUAAAAACAUCAGUGCUGGUGUUUAAAGAAACAAAACAAAAACCUUGUUCUGAGCAUGCUGCCUUAUGAUUUUCAUACUCACUGUUUCUAAAUAUGCAUCAUUUUUCUAGGCUAUUUAAUGCUCUGUAAUCCCUUACUGGACACACCCAAAUAAGCUUUUGGUAGCUUUUAGAAAUGGUUUUACUCUGCUCUUAAAGAAAAUGCAAUUAAUAGCACUGGUUUCCUCCUGCACUUUGCUAAAUUGUCACUUAUGUUAGUGGAUAAAAUAUUUAAACUCCUAAAGACUUGUAAAUAUUGUCUCUUUGCAUAAUGUAAAAUGUGGUAUGCCAUGGUUUACAGAAUGUAUUAUUAUCAAUGUAUUGCCAACAAUUCCACAUAGAUUUUACUAUGAAUGAUGUUUGUAAGCAUCCUGUUGAAUGUAGAGACCUUUAACAUGCUGUUUUGUGGCAAAGCCAAACUGAGUAUGUUAAAUUUCAGGUGUGGGCGGAGUGCCCUUCCUAAUAAGUGGAUUAAAAUUGAAAUCAUUACUUCAGAUCUUAGGCAUCACACCUGAGACCAAGAACCUUCUUUUCCAUUUACUUCACUGUUUUCCAUUUCUCCUCCACUCCACCCCCAUCUUACAGCCUCACUAGCUCUCAUUUCCUUUCCCUUCUUUUGAAAGUACACAAGAUUUUUAGUCUUUAAAUGUCUUAAGAACUGGGCACAUACCGUUAAUCCCAGCACUCAGAAGACAGAGGCCACAGAUCUCUUUGAGUUCAAGGCCAACCUGGUCUACAGUAUGAGUUCCGAGACAGCCAGGGCUACACAGGGAAACCCUGUCUUAAAAACAAACUGUCUUGAGAUUUUUGCCUCUUGUGUGAGGUAUCAAGGCCUCCGUGAAAGCCAUGGCUUAUGCUCUUCUGAAGUUCCUGUAUCCUCCAUUGAGAAAGAGCACAGAGAAGCUCUACCUACAUAGUAGGCUAGUCAGAGUUGAGAAAACAGUUUCAGCCAUCUGAUUGAGGAUCUUGUUUAAAUAAUUUAAACAUAAAUUAUUGAGGAAAGACAAGUAAAAUUUAGAUAAAAUUGUUUUCAUUUGUAAAUUGGCCAUGUGUUUUGAUUGAUACAUGCAUAUUUCUCUGGUUUUUAUUUUCAUAAUUAAAUUGAGUGAUGUUACUACUUUGGUUCUACUAUAAUUUGAAAUUAUAAUAUAAUAUAAUAAAUGUUUUUAUAUCACAUUAAUUCAGCUGCAAGUGAAUGCCUGUAUGUGGGCAUUGUUUGUAAUUUGCAGAGAUUGGCAUACAUUCUAUUCUCUUUGUCCUUCUAUUCUUAACUGCUUUUAAGUAAGCUCAUCUCAGUGAACAGAACACGCUUAACAAGGUCAAGCCUUUUUAAGGCACUUUUAAGAGUUAUGCCUAAUCUGAAAUCCUUAGUCCUUGGUGGAAAGAGGAAGGACAUCCUGUUUGAUAUGUGGCUCUAAUGGUUUGCACAAAAACUUUUUGAGCCACCCAGCCACCCCAGAUCUCUAAGUUCUAAUAUAUUAUGUAUGCCUGCAAAUAUGUCUGCCUGCUGCAAAAUUGAAGGUGUAUUUUUAUAGAUAAGAAGGAAGCCUUUGAAAAUGCAUACCCAAUGUCUUGUUUUAUAGCUAAGGUCAGGGAAAAACAUAUCUAUGUCUUAUGUUUCAGCUAAUGUCAUCAGAUUUAUGCUUCAUACUGUGGUGUUGUAAUACCAAAAUUGAUUUCCAUCAUAAUAUAGAAUUUUUAAUUCUCACUGGUAAAAAAAUUACUUGUGAAUGUCAAUCCUCAGCAAUCUUACAUUUCGUCUGUAGCCUUAGAAUUUGACCAAAUAGUCAUCAUAGUAAUUUUUUCUGCCAUGUACAAAUCACACUUCAUUUUGUUCAAAAAGAAAAAAAUCAAGAAGUGUAAUGAAUUGUUUCCAUGAAACAAAUAUUAAGACAGGAAUAGAUUGUAUAUGAAAGUGACCAAGUAUAAUUCAAGUUACAAUAGUAUUUGUCAUUUAAAAUAUUUAUCAUUACAUGUCAUAUCAAUUUGAACUCCUCACUAAUAACUGUAUUAUUUUAUUGUUCAGUAUACUGAUUGACAGAUGAUAGUUUUUUCUCGUUUGAGUGGGGAAGAAGUCCCUUUUCAUUGAAAUUAGUCACAGCAAAUGCUAACCUGACAAAGUACACCGUGGUCACUAAUUCCUCCCCUCCAAACUUCUUUUCUUUUAACCUCAGGAGAGAAUGUAACUUGUAUUUUUCUAUUGUGUUAGCCAAGUAUUUUGUGAAAGUUAUUUUUGACUAAAAAAGAGAAUAAUUUUGUUGAUAUAUAAUUCUCCUUUAUUACCAUGGUAGUUUCCAAAGGAAAAAUGUUUUGAAAUAACAUUUUGCCAAAGCUUCUAAAUCUCUGUAGGCUUUGAGAUUUCAAGUUAAAGGACUUUUUUUUUUUUUCUUCUUCUUCUUCUUCUGAAAAUCAUGGCAGGGUGGUUUAUGCCACUAAUCCCAGAAUUUAUGGGGCUAAGGCAAGAGAAUUGCUGUGAAUGUGAAGCCAGCCUGGGCUACAAGCUGUCUCAAAAAAAAAAGGAAAGGAAAGGAAGUUAGUUUCUGUUACUUCUCAUUUGAUCCAAGAUUAUGGUUUAAUAAAUUGAUCCAACUGGUCAAUUUAAAGCUUAUAUAAAAGGCCAGUAGCAUCUAUAUUAUUAAUAAAAAUAAGGGCAACUGUCACUUGCCCUUGUCUCAGACAUGUCCUCUACUUCUUUCCCACAUUACCCCAUGUUAAUUUAGGAAAAAGAUUAUUGUAACUUUAGAAAUAGAUGGGAAAGUGCCUUGUCUUUUUCAAAGAUAACGUGGUAUGUAGAAGGAAGCAGAAUAAAUGAAUUAAUAAUGAUUAGAAAUGAUUCUUUUCAACUAGGUAUGCUAGCACUAGGUUAUUAUAUUUCUCUUAUUUAAAUCCAUUUACUUAUCUUCUAAUAAUGUGGUAUAUUAAUGACAAAAUAUCACAGAAUAGACCAGGCACUUAAAAAUUAGUAUGAUUUUAAUGCUAAUAAGCAGAGAAUUUAACAUAGUUCUGGAAGGACUGUCUUUGUUUGAAAACCCUACCAAAACUCACUUAAGAAUUAAAUAUCCCAUGCCAGGCAGUGGUGGUGCACGCCUUUAAUCCCAGCACUUGGGAGGCAGAGGCAGGAAGAUCUC